Molecule: messenger RNA, 602 nt
Organism: Drosophila virilis
Lineage: Eukaryota; Metazoa; Arthropoda; Insecta; Diptera; Drosophilidae
Source: RefSeq, a predicted model, not a curated record
UGACUUAAAAGUUAAGGGCAGCCAGCUCUAAUAGUAACACACACACAUUCUAUGGGGAAUAGUUUUUUUAGGCUAUGAGAAAUUGUAUAAUUCGUUCUUCAAUAUUAAUAUUGUUUAUAAUAGGGAAAGUAUCAAUGGUAAAUGAAACGAGUAAUAUGAUUAAUAAAUGUGCCGAUUGCAGUUCAUAUGUAUCAUGCACUAUUAGGAAUUAUGGCCAGCUAAUAGAAUUCGACGAUGAUACCGACAAGAUUAAGAGAUGUGACUCAAAAGUAACUACUGUUAAUGCAUUACAGAAAUGUGUGCCAAGGGUUUAUCGUAUACAUGAGCUAUUGGAGGGUUUUAUCUGCUUCUGGACGCCACAGAUGGGAUGUACAAUUGUCAUUGGCAAGCGCCAACAGCAAGGAAAUUACACUGAAAACUAUUGUGAACAAUGUAUGUUACAUUGCCCCUGUUCUGAAGGAAGUAGAGUGCAUAUAGGACUUACGGCACGAACAGCUAUAUGCAUUGGAUUGAUCUUGGGACUAAUGUGGGCACUAUAAAAUGUAAUUCCUUAGAUUUUUAACUAAUUGUGCAACACUGCAAAUAAAUUGAUUACACUUUAA